CACCCUUUCACGACAGACGACCCUACGAGGUUUCGCUUCGAGUCGUCACCAUGCCAAGCAUGCGAGGGAGCCUGGCACCGACGCUAGUCGGAAGCAGCCUCGACGAAGAAGAUGCUGCCGUGUGCUCGUUUGUUCGAAUCCAGCAGUCUCCAUGUUCGCAGGCAAUGGCAUCCCUUCGUGACGAGGUUACGGCUGGUGUGUCCGACGCCGCAUCGCGCAGUGCUGCGGCCGGACUCCACCCUGCCGCCGUGGCGUCAUGGGAUCAAAUGCGCAUGCUGCCUGUGAUGUAUCUGUCGUACCUCGGAACACGCACAUACAUGUACGCCAACAUGAUUCCGAUCGUCGCGGUCCUCCUGCUCUGCGGCCUCUCGGUCGACUACUUCUGGAUGUCCUCCGCCAUCCUUCGACAUGACACUGGGAUUCAUGGCCCCGAUCCUGCCCAACCCCUUUGUAUCCAGCUGACUGCGGCCCAGUUGCCGUGCUCGCCAGCGUCGUGGAAGUCGCUGGCGCGUCCCGUUAGUCUCGUCGUAGUAGUGAGCAUCGUCAUGGGAUGUGCUCUCGCGGGUGCUGCAGCCACUGGCCUCGCUGUGUUGAUCGGCCGCGUUGACGGGUACACCCACGAGCUGAUAGUCCUGGGCGGCGUCACUGGCGUUGCGAGUGGAGGUGCCGCCAUGCUGUGCCCAUCCUGGCGGGCUGCAGCGACGCUCGUCGUGUAUGCGCUGGCGUUUUUCAUGCAGAGCGUCAACUGGGUCGCGUUCGAGCUCGAGGCCGUGCACCACUUGUUCGUUGUCGACAACGGCGAGCUCCUGGCGCAGGCUGGAGUCGUUGUCAUCCUCGUCGUCCUCUUCGAGCGCUCCACCGACCCCCGCCGCAUUCUGCUGCACAUUGCACAGCACGUCGCGGGUCUUUUGCACCUCUACGGCCCCUGCGCCGUCCUUGGGGGCUACAUUGCGUGCCUUCACCGACGCCAAGCGAUUGCAAUCUUUGACGCGGUCGUCGUGACCGCGUGGGGGGUGAGUGUCGGCGCAUUUUGCGUGUACCGCUUCAAGAUCACUCGAGCCCUUCCCGGGCUACGUGCCCUCCAUCGAAUCCGCGUCAUACCGAGCUUGGGGCCGCAGUCAAGCCCGACGUUGUUGGGGAUCUUGGGUGGCGGUCUCACCGGCGUGGCCGCCGCCCUUGUUGCGACGCUGUGGCUGGAAAACUUGCCUCUGCGGAGUCGAUCGCUUCUGGCUGUGUACACACUAGUCGCUACGGUCGUCGCGCAGUACGUCCAUGGCUGGUGGACACUGCUCAUCCAUCGCGCGAACCAAGCCAGCGGGCGACCCCGCUCUCGUCUCACGCACGCCGUCGAGGUGCUUUUGCCCCUCGUGCUGUGCUAUUACCCGUACUAUUCGCUCCACAACCCGAAUGAAUUCGUAUUCACGCGCAACACGCUUCAAGCCGACCUGCACAACAAAACCGCAUCUCGAAGACGUUGCUAAGGCCACAUGCGCCGCUCUCUUCUUCACCUGGCCGCAGCACCAACCUGGACAUGUUGUCGCACCAAACACAGCACAAGCCACGCACGCCAGUGCCAACGCACCACGACCCUCCACAUGCGUCCACCGUUGCCAAGACGGAAGCUGUGAGUUUGUCAAGCCGCCCGGUCGUUGCGAAAGCAGUGGGCGAUGAAAUUUGUGAUGUUGACGAUGCUGAGUGGAAACGUUUAUGCUGGUCAUUCACACAAGUCGACGAGCGUUUGCAGCAUGGCUGCCGCUUUUUGGGGAUGCAGGUGCUCCUUGGGUGGCUUGGACGCGUGGUGGGGCGUCACUCGGUCGACGGUCGACUUGGUCUUUGCUUUCUUGGACAUGAGCGCAUGCAGGAGGCGGAGGCGGCGAGGCGCUUCGCCCAGCGACCACUCGUUGGCGUUGAGCGUCUGGAGCGUUCGCUUACACAGACGGGCGCUGAGCGUGAAGAGCACGGUUGAGUCACGGUGCAUUUGCAGUAAAUCAAUCCACAGCUCCAGGCUCAUGCCGACCCCAUCGACGUCUUCGUCGACUCUGACGACGGCGGUCGUUUUGGUGUCCGCCGUCCCCGGCGACGCUGUCAAGUGCAAACACACUUGGAGCAACUGGUGGAGCAACUCCAAGUGGGGACGGCUCCGGUUGCAUUUUCGAAUUGCUUUGUACAGCAGCCGCGGAACGCGAUGCGCAAGGCACUCGAUGCAGCACUCCUUGGACAGUCGCGUGCACAUUUCGAGUGUGUGAACUGCCUGCAACAUCUCGUGGAGUCGAGGCGACGUAUUCAAGAUCGCCAACGCGCGCUUGAGGCGAUAACGCAGGGGUAUGCUUUCCUCUUGGACGUAGCCGGCCGACUGCUGGCGCAGGGCCAACGUCGCAACGACCGCCGACGUUUGCGCUGCCUGGACGCGGUGACGCAUGAUUGUCAUGGCUGCCGCGCAGCCAAGGCGCACCCUCAUGCCUACCCGGACAUCACGUGAAGCUUGUCAUCAAGAGAAUUCAUAAACGCAAUCCAAAUACCUCGCCACCACUUUUGCAAAACAACCACGGGCGGAAUCGUCCACACCGUCCUGACGGCGAUGGGGCGUCGACCAGCUGCAGGCACGACGGCGGCAUUCGCCUCGACGACACGUUCGAGUUGUUGCAGCCGCUGCGCCGCUGUAAAUUUUUGCGCAUGCCACCACUGUUGAAUGUACAAAGCUGCUGCGUGUUGGUUCUGCACGUGGAUGACGACACUUCGCCACCACUGGAGUUGCUGAUACCGCCUGACAAAUAGCUGCAACGUCGUGGCAGCUACACGCCUCCUUGUCGCAAGCUCCCGGCUUCGAACGUCUUCAGCAUGGAGUCGGCGUUCCUUUUCGCGUUGCUGCUGCAGGUUGAGUCGUUCCAGCAUGGCUGCGGCAGCCGCAUUCGCCGCGCGAACUUGCUGGACCAACGCUGCCCAUCGGUGUUGAAUUCGAACGUGGCGUUGGUUCAUUAGCACCGUGUACGCCCACGUUUGCAACGUUGCCGCGGCCGUGCGUUGUUGUUCUUGGCGCACGAGCGACACAACGUGAUGCCAAAAGUCGGCCAACCGAUGCACGUGACAAUGUCGGCGCCACCACCGCUGGAGGCGCACACUGGCGUGCAUCUGAAUCUGGUCCAUGAGUGCAUGGACUUUGACCGCUCGAACUUGGCGCCACCAGCACUGGAUCGAGCGGGUGGCCAACUCGUGGCAGCGCUGUUGCCACAGCUCAAUCGUCAGCGCCUUCCACCGCUGCUUGACAUCCCACACGUGUUGUGCUUGCACCCACCAGAGCUGGAUGCGCGUCGCGGCAACUUCUUCCAGCAUUCGAGCGUCUUCUUCAAGCUGCUUCUGUCGAACUUGCUCGUCUUGUUUCAGUUGAUCUUUCACUUGGCGGGCCAGCUUCACUUGUCGACACGCGCGGAACCAUCGCUGCAAUAUCGUCGCGGCCACCACGUCUCGGUCCCGACGCUCCCACAGCGCCAUGGUGAUCUCCACCCACCAUUGCUUUAAGUUGACCAGGUGCUUCGUGGUCGUCCACCAUUGCUGGAGCCGCGACGCCGCCGCCGCUCGCACCCGCACGUGCUCCACGACAACGUUGACAACGGCGCGCCAUCUUUGAAUGCGUUGACGACGUCGCCACAUCGCUUGAAUCAUCCGUGCAGCCGUCACUUGCGUGUCGAGUUCCCACAAAUCGUACGCGAGCUGAAUCCACGUCUCUCGGCACCGCCACAGCUGCAAACUGCGUCGUGCCCAAGACUGAAGCACCGUCACCGCAGCAUGUUUCCGUGCGGCAGCGUUGGCGAUCGUUUUCUUGGCAAUGUGGUGGUGCAACCAUGCUCGUUGAAUGGUUGUGGCAGCGUCCGCAUGUUGUUCCGACACAACUGUUGCGAGCUGCGUCCACCACGUCUUGACGGCGUACACACGGGAAUAGUUGCGGUACCAGCGCUGCAGCCGCAUCGCCGACGCCAUGCGCACUUGAUUCCACAGGUCUUGGCGAUGCACGUCGACCGCCGCAUAUACGACAGACCGCAACACCUCGAUCGUGCGCACAUGUCUCCACCACAACAGCACCGUGCGCACGGCGGCCUUGCGCUGAACGAGCUGAUAGAUCAUGUUGUUCCAGUUCUGCUGGACAUGGCGGACCGCACGGCAGUGGCGCCACCACGUCUGAAGCCUGAGCGUCGCCAUCACGCGCGGGUGUUCCAGCGCGGCGCCCCAGGCGCGCCACAGCGGCCGCGUUGCAUCGUGGCAACGGCGAACCCACGUUUGGAUCGUUGUCGCCGCUUUGGUUUGGCGAAUGUCGAGGCGAACGUAAUACACCAACGCAUACCAGAACCCUUGAACGUGGUGGCGAUGGUACCAACGUUGAAUGACUGUCGCCGCAGUGUGGCGCACACGAUGGCCGUGAAACACCAGCGCGCGCCACAGAGUUUGUGUUUGGUGGCGGUGGUAGUAACGGUGCCACCAGGCCUGGAGCGUGGUGGCCGCGAUAGCUUCUGGUGGUGGCAGCAACGUGUGGCUGGCAUGGCUCACUGGUGGGUGUCCAUGCGUCAAGCGAGCAGGUGAUGGCCGCAACCACCUCCUCGCAGCCGUUUGCAAUACGUACACUGCAUGCAGCCGUGCGGCCUUGACUUGUUUCGCCAACACCACCCGACCAAACGAUUGCAGAGUGCAGAUGUAGCCUAGCCGUCGACGAAUGGAUCGCUGGAUGUACCGCGUGAGGGACGUUGAGGCCCAAAAGCGCUGCAGCACCCGAACGCUUUGGUCUCGCUUGACCGCGCGGCUUCUGCGAAAUCGAGGCACCCACCAAUGUUGGAGACAGAAGGCGGCGUGGAUUUCGCGACUUGCGCCGAGAAGCCGCGCAUGGAGAUACGCGAGAAAGGUGAGGAUGCACUUUUCCUCGGGGAGGUGCUCCGAGUCGAAGAGGGGAAGGAGAACGGGCACUUGACCAAGCUGUUUGACUUUGUGGUUGACAAGGGCAAAGUUGGCGCGUUCGUUGGCCAGGAGUGGCGUCAUCGUGGCCAUCCGUUCUGUCGUCGUGUCACUCGUCGUCCACUGAAUUUCCCAUUUUUCCAGGAGCUACCUCGACCACCACAGUCAAG
Messenger RNA from Aphanomyces invadans, 5108 nucleotides. RefSeq lists its product as hypothetical. Lineage: Eukaryota; Oomycota; Saprolegniomycetes; Saprolegniales; Verrucalvaceae. The transcript is spliced from 3 exons. The coding region runs from base 51 to 1481 and encodes 476 amino acids. The record is from RefSeq and is a predicted model, not a curated record.